Molecule: messenger RNA, 885 nt
Organism: Trypanosoma grayi
Lineage: Eukaryota; Euglenozoa; Kinetoplastea; Trypanosomatida; Trypanosomatidae
Exons: 1
Coding region: 1-885 (294 amino acids)
Source: RefSeq, a predicted model, not a curated record
AUGACGCGCAUGUAUGGUUGUGGCUCCUCAGGUGGGCGCACCACAUCCGCCGGAAGUGUCUUCUUCUUUUCCGCCGCUGGCAGUGGCGGGGCGCUCCCACGACGUGACGCGUUGGCACUCUCUCUUGUGUACGACUCCAGCACCCGCUCCAAGAGAGUGCUGGUGCUGCUUUGCUCCGGCCGCAGCUUUGCCGACGAUAGCGAGGAAGAGAGCGGAUGUGGCAAUGCAAUCGGGCCGCCACUAGCUCUGACAGCAGCGGCAGUAGUACUGCUGGCCACAGGGGCGGAAGCAGCAGCCGCAGCAGCAGCAUCUUCAAAAGAUGACAGCGCCCGUCUCUGCAACGCCGACGCGAUUCGCGCCGUCCGCUGCUCUGUUUGGAAAAGAGAAAUCUCCCCACACAGCACGUCCAACUGCUGCAUAGAUUCGUUCAGGCCCCGAUGCACUUCCAUCUGCUCGCGAAACCGUCGAUCGAGCUCCCGCAUCACUUUCCGAAACGGCACAGCGGGUCUCUCCGCCACGUGCAAGUCACUUGGCUCCGCAGCGGCAUCAAGCGGCGGCGACGACGCGACCCCCUGCUGCUCGUGCAACAACGGGGAUGACGGUUCCCGGCUGCACGGCUCCGCAGUGACGGCAGCAACUUCCAACGGCGGGGUGCCCAAGGAUGGCCUCGCGACUGCAUGUUCGCAGCGAGGGUGCAUGUGCUGCGGCGCGUCAUGCCGGUGGCGGUGUGGAACGGGCGCGGCCGCCUCACCAAAGAGCUGCGUGAAGAGUGGAGUAUUGGCCGCGCUGAAGCAUGUGUCUUGUCGGUACAUACCUUUUGGCAUACAACAGGAGGUAAGGAAACAUGUGUUGAAAGUGAGCUUCAAAGAGUUCAACAUGAUGUGA